Messenger RNA from Rhizoctonia solani, 1716 nucleotides. Its product is annotated as PTCB-BRCT domain protein. Gene Ontology annotation, cellular component: Cul8-RING ubiquitin ligase complex; nucleus. The record is from RefSeq and is a predicted model, not a curated record. Gene Ontology annotation, biological process: double-strand break repair; DNA double-strand break attachment to nuclear envelope. Bases 1 to 1716 code for a protein of 571 amino acids. NCBI's taxonomy places the organism in Eukaryota, Fungi, Basidiomycota, Agaricomycetes, Cantharellales, Ceratobasidiaceae. The transcript is spliced from 5 exons.
AUGUUGAAUAGCACUACAAUUCCGCCUGAACAAGCGAGACAAAACAAGAUAUCCAAGGCCCGGGAAUGGCGGAUUCCCAUUGUUAAUCACCUCUGGCUUGAGGAUUGCUUCAGGGAGUGGAAAAAACUUCCAACGAGUGACCAGAAAUACUUAAAUUUCCCUCAAGGCCACGACUGGAUGCAGGACAUCAACACUAAGGGUGUGGGCAAUGGCAAUCUACCUCCAGUCCCCGCCCCUCAAAACAAGAAGUCCGAAGUAGCCCAGGAUCCGCAUUCUGCUCGUGCUCCUAACACUAUGGUCGACGAUGCUUCCAGGCCAAUCUCUCCUUCGAAACCUAUGCCUACGUCAAAACCAGCAUCUCCACGACGGAGUUCUGACGCAGGUCAGCGAGCUCGUAAUGGCGUUUCUUCUAACGGCAAGACACCGCAGCACACCUCUCCCUCCAAGUCCACCAAACCCAAUUCUGUGAAGCGGAAGAACGAUAUUAGUACCUCCCAGUCAGCAAAACGCCCCAAAAUGGCCCGAGCCGCGAACGACGAGGACACGCCAAUCUCUCCAUCCAAGUCAACAGGGAAGCAAUUGUCCGAUAGUACUUCGGCAGCCUCUUCCUCUUCUUUCAUAAAGCCCUUGUCAGAGGUGCAACCGAGAAGUGUCAUCAAACUGUUAAGUCCCGAUAAGGGCAAACACAAAUCUCGCAAAUCCUCAUCAGAUGAUGAGAGAACUGACCACCACAGCGAUUCAUCCUCGUCAUCCGAGCGCUCGAUUCGUCGAAAGCCGUCACCUCCGAGCAUGUCAGCCGGAGGUCGUACUCCACGUGCGGCUGCAACAGCUGCCCAGAAUAAGCUACGAAACGAGAUCAUGCCCGACGUCCAGAAGUUCCAGAACGAGAUGAGCUCCAGUAAAGGGGACGUGCGUAAGAUGCAACAACUAGCCGAAAAGAAACAGCGUCGUACGAGUAUAGUCAACCACGACGACGACGCCCCGCCCCCCAAGAAGAAGAAACAUGGGGGCGACGACGACGGAAGACCCAAGAAAUCACAGGUCACGAAGUCUUCGCAAGGGCAGAAUGAAGCGAAGAAAGAGUCUGAAAAGAAACCAAUAAUGAAAUCUCCUGUCCGCAUUGUAUGCUCCAAAUCGAAACCAACCGAGAGCGAAAUCAAGCAAAUGGAACGGCUGGGAGCAAGUUUCACCGAGGACGACCCAUCUCAGUGUACUCACCUUGUAGUCAACUCGAUCAGUCGUACAGAAAAAUUCCUUUGCGCAUUCCCAGUAUGCAAAUAUAUCGUAACUAUGCGUUGGCUACAAGAUUCAAUCAAAGAAGGCAAAUUGCAAGACGAGGCCGAAUACAAACUGUCUGAUCCAGACAACGAGAAGAGAUAUUCGAUGAGUUUGAGCAAAUCGUUGAAGUUGAUCAAGGAAAACAAAGGGAAAUUGCUAGAAGGGCACACAUUUUAUGUAACUGACAAUGUCGGGGCCGAACUCAAGAGCAUACAAAGAGUCAUUGAAUCCUCGGGCGGUGUGGUAAAGCUGGAGCCGAAACCGACAAAGAAGAAGAUAGGAAAUGAUAUGAAGCACAACCACGUCAUAUCCAGUCAGGAUGCCAAGGCCAGCUGGCAAACGCUGAUCAAAGAGGACGUCCCUAUAUAUAGUAAAGAAUUUGUGCUCAACGGCAUAUUGCGUCAGAGGCUUGACUGGUCGGCCGACCGGAUUCACUAG